Teleopsis dalmanni is the source of this 3321-nucleotide messenger RNA. It is a transcript of the gene cutlet, whose product is annotated as chromosome transmission fidelity protein 18 homolog. The transcript has 14 exons. Bases 114 to 2936 code for a protein of 940 amino acids. NCBI's taxonomy places the organism in Eukaryota, Metazoa, Arthropoda, Insecta, Diptera, Diopsidae. Gene Ontology annotation, molecular function: ATP binding; ATP hydrolysis activity. The record is from RefSeq and is a predicted model, not a curated record.
UCAGAUGUGUUUAUUUACGCGGGAAAAUCACUUCAUUCAUAUACAUAAAUAACUAGUAAGAAAUGUUUCACUUUUAAUAUCGAAUUUUGUUUAAAAAAUUAUUUAGUCUAAUAAUGAGUCAAUAUCCUGAUGAAAAUGAGGAGUAUGAACUUCUGUAUCAGGACGAGUUGGAACUGUUGGAUGAGUUGCAACCAUACGAAACCAUAGUAGAUAAAGAUGUACAACCAAGUAUCUUACCUUCAUCGGUUAAAAGUCCGCAGUUAUCGCAGUUGUUUGCAAACACACAGGACAUAUCUGCUGUAAGUGAAUUAAGUGAUCGCGUAAAUAGACGUUUGUUUGGAACGCCUAUUGGAGUACAAAGAGGAUGUUCCACACCGAUGGUAAACCAGAAAAAAGUAACUGCACCUAUUCAGAAUGUGUUGGAUGACUUUAAUGAACCGUGUGUAUCAACUGCUGUAAAUCAGCUUCAAAAACAGGGUCUAGCAUGUAAAAGACGUCUAGAAGAACAACUUUUCGGCAAUAUCGAUGAUUUAUAUAGCAAUGAUACAUAUGAAGAUCCUGUUGCUAAAAAGCAACGUACAGAAGAGGAACAUGAUUUUGAAGUUAUAGAGAAAAUACUGGAUGCUCGAAAGCGUUACCGCGAAUGCAAUGAGCUAAUAAGUAAUGAAAACAUACUGCGAUUGCAAGCAGUACAUAAAUUUAAAAUGCAGAAUCUGUCUUAUAUUGUACCUUCUUGGCCGUUUAUUAUUCUGCGCCGUGUUGAUGGCCAAACUGUUUUUGUGCGCCAACACUCUGAGGAGUAUGAGACACGCGAAAUUAAAAACGUGAACAAUAAUUGCAGAACUGAAAGCGUUCUCGGUGAGAGUAAACAAAAGUUAUGGGAUUCUGCAAAUGAAAUUAUCAACCGUAGACUUACUCUUGCAAACAAGGAGACUCAGGCACAAGAUGUUGUAAUGGUUGAAUCUAACAAUAAUUCCAAUGUACUGUGGGUUGAAAAAUACAAACCAUCAAAAUAUAUUGAUCUUCUCUCUGAUGAAUCUACUAAUCGUAGCUUACUUUAUUGGAUUAAAAUGUGGGAUAAAGUUGUGUUUGGGAGAGAAUUAAAAGUUAAACAGCCUGAGAAUAAUAAUGGGCAGCUAAAUAAUUUUAACAAACGAACAGGAAAAUUCGAAUCAAAUGGUGGCUGGAAAAGAAAAAAAGAUCGUCGUCUCAUGCCAGACACAAAUAUUGAUGAAUUUGGUCGCCCUGUACAGAAAAUAGCAUUAUUAUGUGGACCUCCUGGUCUUGGAAAAACCACAUUGGCUCAUACAAUAGCAAAGCAUGCAGGUUAUAAUGUCUUGGAGAUAAAUGCCUCUGAUGAUCGUAGCCCGGCAGCCUUUAGAGCUGCUUUGGAAAAUGGCACUCAAAUGACAGCAGUUCUUAAUAAAGACAAUAGACCCAAUUGCAUCAUUUUAGAUGAGAUCGAUGGUGCGCCACGUCAAUCAAUUGAAUUUUUAGUAAAAUUUGUAAAUGAUGCAGUUGCAACAAAAAACCGCUCCAAACGUGGCAAUUCCAAACGAUUUUUCUUGAAGCGACCUAUAAUCUGUAUUUGCAAUGAUAUGUAUGAACCAGCAUUGCGACCCUUACGUCAGAUGGCUUUCGUUGCCAGUUUUCCACAACUUGAAUCCACUCGUUUAGCAGAACGACUUGUACAAAUCACAUAUGCAGAAAAAUUAAGUUCAGAUUUCUUCGCAUUGCUGGCACUCGCGGAAAAAUCAGGCAAUGAUGUUCGGUCUUGUAUGUCAACGUUACAAUUUUUCAGUGCUCAAAAAAUGCCACUCACGGUUAAAAAUGUUUUGCGCAGUAAUUUAGGUCAAAAAGACCAACAGCAAGGACUUUUUGACAUUUGGGGUGCAGUUUUCAGGAUUCAACGACCGAAAAAACAUCUUGACACAGGUGCAGCAGAGGAAGAAGAUCACCAAGUAACAAUGACUGAUAUGUCGGUUAAAACACGAUUUCAAAAUGUGUUAAACGUAAUUCAUUCAGCGGGAGAUUAUGAACGUCUUAUCCAGGGUGUCUACGAGAAUUAUUUGCAUCAGAAAAUGCCGACUUCUGGUCUUAGUGCGGUAGUUGAGGCUCUGCAAUGGUUCUGCUUUUCAGAUGCCUUAACUAAUAAAAUUAAUACACAACAAAAUUACACUAUAUAUCCUUAUUAUCAGUAUGGUUUUGUUGCAUGGCAUUUGCUAUUUGCUAGUUUGGCUUGGCCUAAAAUAAAUUUUCCUAGACAAGGUUAUGAGCAAUAUCAAAAACAAACGAACCAAAAGAAUAUUUUCCAGAGUUUACGAAGAGGAAUGUCACCCCAAGUUCAAGGCGUUGGUAUGGGUAGCACUAUAUUAGUUGAUGUAGUUCCAUAUUUGAAAAGAAUUCUUUCACCCCAGCUACGCUCAGUGCCUGUACAGCUUCUAUCUUCGAAGGAACACUACAAUUUAAAGCACGCAAUAGAUGUGAUGAUUGAUUUUGGUUUAACUUAUAACAAGAUUAAAAACUCAGAGGGAUCAAUGUUGUUGCAAAUGGAACCUGAAAUGGAUGCAUUAUGCAGUUUUACAGGUUAUCCAGUAGUAAAACUGAAUCACUUUGGUAGACAACUUAUUUCCCGGCAAGUGAUGAUAGAAUGCAUACGAAGGGCAGCGCCCAAAUCUGCGGAUCAGACGGAAAAAACCAAAAAAGUACCGAAUCAUUUGCAAGUUCUGAAACCUAAAAUUUCGGAAAAACAUAAAAGAAGUGAAAAUCAACAGGUUUACAAAAACUUCUUUUCUAAUUUCCAAAGUACCACUCCCGCUGUUGUAGUUAAUGAAGCUCACGACGAUCAAAUCGUAAAGAGUCCAAUUUGGUAUCACUUUAAGGAAGGAUUUAACAAUGCUGUACGGAAAAAUACACAUUUGAAGGACUUGAUAUAGAUGCUUAGAAUUAAUUAAUUAGUUUGAUGUAUUUAAUGUUGAUAUAUGUUUUAGUCUAGAUAGAUGGCAACAAUAAAUUAUCAUUAAGAUUGCCUAAAUGAUCAUUUACAAAUACCGAGACAAACGAUGGUAAUUAUCAUUAAAAAUCAACUUUUCAAAAUCGGUUAUAUAUACAAAAUUAACAUAUGAUACAAAUGGAAGAAAAUCAUACAUAACAUCGUAUACACUGGUUAGACAUUCAUACUCAUACUCCAUACUUCUGUUAAAGGUAUUAGUCAUUAGAGUUGUCUUUUUGAAUCGAUACAAUAUGUUAUCGGUCUGGGAUACAAUAUUUACACCCGUAAUAAAAUUUUCAUAAAGUUAAAAAAUAAAAGUAAACUAACUA